Messenger RNA from Acanthochromis polyacanthus (spiny chromis), 4365 nucleotides. RefSeq names its product zinc finger protein 239-like. Gene Ontology annotation, cellular component: nucleus. Lineage: Eukaryota; Metazoa; Chordata; Actinopteri; Pomacentridae. Bases 217 to 1488 code for a protein of 423 amino acids. The record is from RefSeq and is a predicted model, not a curated record. The transcript has 2 exons.
GCUGGCUUGACUACGGAGAAACGAGAGGCGGCUGGCUUCAUAGAUAUAUAUAUCUAUGGCUGGCUUCACCGCAGUGUGUAGGGGGCGGUUUGGAAACGGCUCAGUGUUUCUGCCGGAACUUCACAGUGUGACACCCGGCGGAUGUGAACAAAGAAGCAUGAGCAGAGUUAGCUUCACUGCUGUGUGGACUGAGCUAUAAAACGGCUGUAUUAUAGUAUGAAUGAGAAAUAUCAGAGCGAUAAAGUAACGAUGUGUUCAGUUGAGUAUCUGAGAGAGUUGAUCAGCGACAGACUAGCUGCUGCUGCUGGAGAAAUAUUCACAGAGUUUGAAAAAACCAUCGUCCAGUACCAGGAGGAGAUCGAUCGUCAGCGCAGACUGCUGGAUGUCAUCUGGAAACCACACAUCCCCUUACAGCCCAUAGAGCUCCCACAGUCGUAUGUCUGUGAAAAUGAGAAGACUGUUGUUGACCAUCAGCCCCAUGACCAGGAGAGAAACUCCAUGGUGGACCAUGAGGACCCAGAGCCUCUACGGAUUAAAGAUCAGCCGGAGGAACUCUGCACCAGUCUGGACCAAUCAAACCCAGAGAUUUCUCAAAUUAAAAUGGAACAGGAAGAAUUGUGCACCAGUCUGGACCAAUCAAACCCAGGGUUACCACAAAUUAAAGUGGAACGGGAUGAACUCUGCUCCAGUCAGGAGGAAGAGUUAAUUGGAUUGAAACAGGAGACUGAUACCUUUGAGGUGACUCCUGCUGAUGAGGAAAGUGACCACGGUGAACCAAAACCAAACAGUGAUCAGCUCCUGUUUCACAUCUCUUGUGUAGCUGAGAGCCCAGAUCAGGAAGGAAGCAAGGAUGUAGACUCAGGAUCAACUGGAUGUAUCGAGCAGAAACCAAGACAUCAGAGUAACAGCAGUCACAGUAAUGAUGUAGACAAUGCUCCAACGUCACUGAGACAGUGUGAUAAUGACAAGGCAAGAAAAUCUCUACCAUGUGAUGUCUGUGGAAAAGCUUUCAGGAAUAAAUCGGUUUUAACCAAACAUCACAGAACCCACACAGGUGAGAAGCCGUAUUCUUGUGGGACUUGUGGAAAAAGCUUUAGUCGACGAACCCAUUUGACUGUCCACAUGAGAGUUCACACAGGUGAGAAGCCAUAUUCUUGUGGAACCUGUGGAAAAACCUUCAUUCAACGGUCCCAUUUGACUGCUCACAUGAGAUGUCACACAGGUGAGAAGCCAUAUUCUUGUGGAACCUGUGGAAAAAGCUUCAGUCAUCGGACCCAUUUGACUUACCACAUGAGACUUCACACAGGUGAGAAGCCGUAUUCUUGUGGAACCUGUGGAAAAACCUUCAUUCAACGGUCCCAUUUGACUGCUCACAUGAGAUGUCACACAGGUGAGAAGCCAUAUUCUUGUGGAACCUGUGGAAAAAGCUUCCACCGUAGUCAUCGAUUAAAAGCCCACAUGAGAAUCCACACAGCUGAGAAGUCGUGAUCCUGAAACAUCUGUGGAAAACAUAAUGUCAGAACUAAGCUUGAAACAACAUGGAAGAAUUGGUAGAGGUUAAAAGUAGAUGUUUUAGAUUUAAAGCACCUUUAGUCUGUGCUUCAACAACAAUUGUGAGGAAGUAUGUAAGCAAUCCUUGAUGAUCAGACCAGAUGGAGUCUGGACUAUGGUGGUGGUGGAGCAGGCAGAAGAACCAAACUGAAUGCCUGGAUCAUAGGCGUCAGUUUGGGGGGGGCGGUGGGGAUGUGUCCCCCCCACUUUUUGUCAGGGGUUAUUUUGUCUCCAACACAUUCAAAUUCUUCACAUGUAAGCCAUUGUAACCCCAGUUAUUUUCAGCAGUAUAGAAAAUUCCGACGCUCAUGAACGCACCAUCCGCACUCGGCCGAGAGUUGCACAGACAUGCAGCACACCUUUGUGAGGUUAAAAAAAAACUUGCAGAUGCUAAAUUUGCGCCUGUGCCAAGUGAAACCUCCGACCCAGGUUGUGCAUUUCCAUCUGACAAUGGCUGUGGUGAGUUUGAAAACUUGUUUGCUUGUUUAACCCUGUGAUUAUCAUAUUUAAUAAAUAUAUGCAAGGGGGGGCGGUUGUUUUGUUUUGACGAGUGAAUGUCUUUGAAUCACUACACUGAACACACUGUCAUACCAAAUGUACUAAUGGUACAAUUUGCCAUGAGUAAAACGCUCUGUCAGGAAAAUGUGCAUAAUUCCUGAUAUAAUACCAAAUCCAGUUAGAAUAUGGGAUGCCAGAUGAAUUUCAGCACUUUAGGAACAACAUUUUGAAGCUGUUCGGCCUUAUCUUAGCGAUACCUCAGUCGGGAUGGAGCAGAGCUGACGUUAAUUAUCACUAAUAAUUAUCAUCCCUGGGAUAGCACCAUGUGGUGCUACUGAAACUAAAGAAGCUACUCUUUGUAUAAAGAUGUACACAGGGCUCUCACGUUUUGAUCUCAGGUCACAGUGACAUUUUGCUGUCUUGUGACUGGGGGGUGGUGGUGCUGGGGUAGGGGGGGUCAUCACCCAUCCUUAAGCACUUACAAUAUUUUAAAACAAAACCCAGUCAAUUAGUACUCGUGCUUUUUUUGCCGCCACUAUUACCUAAUGGGUCAUAAUGUUACUUUGUGGUGUUAGCAUAUUAUAUCAGGUAAUGAUGCAACAUAUACUGCAAAUGUUACUCUUUUUUUAGUAUUUACCGUUAACAUUUCUACAAUGUAAUUUUUUAGAUAUCUGGACAACUUUGUUCGUCCAAGCUGAGUUGGCAAAUGAGAUCAAUAUUCAACAUCAAUGGUAAUGUCUUUUAACCAAAGACUGUAUAAUAAUUUAUUAGAAAAAUAAUUAAGACACUUUGAUGUGAUCAAAUAAGUACAUAUUACACUUACGUUGUAACUAGUAAUCUGUAACCUACAGGAUAACCUCACUAGCUCUGAUCUUCUUUAUUUGUUUGUGUAGACCUCACCUCUUCAUUCUCAGUCACCUGCUCUGGUAGCUCUUUGUUUUUCUGUUGAACACUGAUCCUAGACCAAUAAAAUAAUGGAAAAACACACCUGAGAUCGAUGGUUUUCUGUGUUUCACGUACCUUGAAUGUUCAAUCAUGUCUGUACUUGUGUCAAUGGUAAGGUUGCCAUUUUAGUAUAUCUCUUUAAUGGUGCCAGAGCAUUUUAACCAUGGCAAAAAAAUGUUUAUAUUUGGUAUGUUAGCGUGUUGAGUCUAAAGAUAUUUGAGGACAUCUAGUGGUGAUUAUUAAGGAUUACCAGAUUGUUUUAAUUUGCCUCAGUGAAAGCCAGAACGUGGCUGUAUGGAUGGACAGAGUUUUGAUAAAAUGGCUCAUAAGGCCAAAAUGUUUCAGUUGUCAUUUAUUAACCCUUUAAGCUUCAGUCAAUUCUUGCUGUUUUCAGUACAAAAAAUCGCUAAUAUUCUAUUUUUAAAUCAAAAAAAUUACGAAAAAUACGGGGAAUAUUGGACGGGCAUCGCGAGGUGCAUUUCCUUGAAAGUGACCGAUUCGGGGAUUUUAUACGACUUCAGGACAUGUUUUGGACAAAAUAGUUUACUGGCUUGUGUCAUCUGAUGUAAAAGGUUGGAUUAUGGCCGUUUUUUGUGGAAUCUUUUUUUUUGUGUGUAGUAAUGAACCCGGAAAUGUGAGUCGCGCUGUGUGCGUUGAAGCCGUGUAUAGAGAACGGAUGGAUGGAUAUUCGUUUUUGUCGGACAAAUGUGUUUUUCUCACCCGCUGUGGUAAUCGCAUCUGAAAGUGGUUUAUACCGGCGGAUUCAUGAGAAUCUAAGCUUUCCAUCGGCGUAUAGUGUUUGUAUAAUCGUGUUUGCAGCCGUCGGACAUUCUUGAAAUUCCUAUGCAAAUUAGUAGGUGUACCGCCGGCGGGACACCUACGACGCACUGAAGCGUAAAGGGUUAACUAAAGUUGUUGACGACAGUAAUGGUAGUCAAAUUGGUCCUGCUAGCUAAACCAGAAGGUAUACUCCGUUAUAUUCAUGGAGUUAUUGUACAGUAACUGUACAAAUAUCAGUGCUAUUGCUGUUAGAUGGCACUUACGUUGCAUUUCUGCGUUGUGAAAAAAGCUCUGAUGUCGGUUGCUUUUCUUUUUGACAUGUUCAUUGGGUAUUUGCUGAGAUUUUAUUAAUGAAAGAAGGAAAAAGAAUGAAUAGCCGCACGCCGGUUGUUUAGGAGGCGGUAAACACAAUGUAGCCAAAUCGAACUCUUUCAAGAAACACCACAGAAGAAGAGGAGGUCAAGACCCGGAUUAUCCAUCCAUGGCGGAAUUUCACUUGAAUUAAUAAAGAAAAUAAUGAUAAUUAUAAUGAUAAUAAAUGUUUCCAGUCUACAAACAAGAAAGGUAAUAAAAGAAGGCUUCAUAUUGUGA